CUAACGAAUACCGUCACACGUAUCUUAUGAAAUUUUGAAGUAAAAUGAAGAAACUUUCGUCUAUCUCAUAUAGCGUUGUAUUAUUUUAAUGUUUAUAAUUGGCUUAAACUUAGCAUUUUAGUGUAAUGUUAGCCUAUUUAUAUAAUUAUACUCCUAAACUUAGAUAUUUACAAUCAAUUUCAUACAGUUAAGAGCCAUGAAUAGGGUAAAACAAGAACUGGAAUCGGAAAAUUUGGUGGCGUGUCGUAUUUGCUUGGCUUGGGAAGGCAGACUCUUUGACAUCAGAGAAUGGGGUCUGGACCAGGUAUAUGAGGAGCUUAUGGGCACAACUCUGUCAGCAUGGGACGGGCUGCCGCAACAUCUGUGCGCGUGGUGCCGCGCGCAGCUCGCGCGGGCGCAGGCGCUGCGCGCGCGCUGCCGCCGCGCCGACUCGCUGCUCAAGCAGGCACUCAUGCACCAGCAUUUUAUCUCUAACAGCUACAUCCGAACUAUUGAUAGAAGAGCACAAAAACUAACACAUCCUUACUCUAAUCACAUUUCUAAAGAAACUAUAGAUAUUGUAUUUGAAGAAAUUAUUCGCACACCCAAAGAUGUUAAAGAUGAAUUAGAACGUGAUAUGAUAGUAGAUGAUGAUGAUGUUGAUAUAGAUGAUGAUCUAUUUCUGCCUAAUGAUGAUAUGAAACCAUUUGAUAUUAACUUUGCUGAUGUCUCACUAGUCAAAGAUGAUGAUUUAACAGAUGUUAGUCCAGAUAAGAGUAAAAUUAUAGUAGAAGAAGGUAUUCUACCUAAAAGAACAACCAGAAAACCAUCUAAAAGAAAAAAAGCAGAAGAAAUUGAGAUUGAACCUCCUAAAAGGAAAAGAUCUCAAAAGAAAACUCAAGAAAAGGAAUCAUCAGUUAAAUUCGUAGUUAAAAAGAAAGAAAAACGUUUAAAGAAGAGUAAAAUUAAAAGGGAAGAAGAUUACAAGGAGUUUGAGAAGAAAUAUGACUUCCAAGUGAAGUGUUUGACGGAGGAGGAGAUGGUGGAGGAUAUGGAGAGAAGGAAAUUGUCGGAUAAGGCCAUUAAGGGGGUGGUGAAGUGCCAGUUGUGCUAUAAAGGGUUUAUGAACAAUACUACUUUGGAGAAUCAUAUGAAGAUUGCACAUGAUCCGUCCGUGGGUUCAAACGAGUGCCACCUCUGCCACUCUCGCUACCGCUUCGCUGUGAAUCUCCGGCAGCAUGUACAGAAUGCACACCAGCUCAUGUUCAAAUGUAGGCAAUGCGGAGAGAUCGUGUGGGGCGAGUCGCACGCGGUGCUCCACGCCGGCAUACACGCAGGGACAACUCUGAAGUGCCGACAUUGCGACAAACAAUUUGUCAAGAAAACGACUCGAACGACACAUAUGCGUAUGGCGCACCCGGUGGAGAACGCGGCCGGCGGCACGUGCGAGGUGUGCGGCGAGACCUUCACCAGCCGCCGCGGCCUGCGCAGCCACAAGGCGCGCACACACAACAAGCAACUGCAGCCGUCGGUGCCGGGCUUGUUCUGCCGCAAAUGCCGCGUGCAGUUCGAGUCCAAGCAAGCCCUGCAGCACCACAAACAGCAGCAGGAGGGCCAGCGCUGCCACAACGACCACAGUGCGUGUGAGCAGUGCGGCGCGCUGUACCCGACCGAGGACGAGCUUAUCCGACACAAGCACGAAGCGCAUGGCGUGCAGCUUUUCACGUGCGACGCGUGCUCCAAAUCCUUCCUAUCCAAGGUGUCCCUGUCCGUGCACAUCGACCGCGUGCACCUGCACAUCAAGCCCGUGCGGCCCAACCGGCCCAAGCCAGCCGGCGAGCGUCGCGGAUCCAAGCCGAAGCCGAAGCAGAAAUUCAAGCUGGACAAUAUGUGCGAGAUCUGCGGCAAGGCUUACUCGUGCCUGGCGCUGCUGAAGACGCACCAGAUGCGGCACACGGGCGACCGGCCCUUCAAGUGCACGGAGUGCCCCAAGGGCUUCGUCACCGCCACGCUGCUCCGGGAGCACCGCGACAUCGUGCACGCGCGCCUGCGCAAGUACCGCUGCCCGGAGUGCCCCAAGACCUUCCUGCACCAGUCCUCCGUCUACGUGCACCGAGCUAUCCACACCGGGGAGAAAGCGUACGAGUGCAGCUUCUGCGGGAAGGCGUUCACGCAGGCCGGCACGCUGCACACGCACGUCAAGUUCGUGCACAUGAAGGUCAAGCCCCCGCCCAGGAAAAGGAACAAACACAUGGACGCCUAACCCACAUUUUCUCAAACUUGUAAUGAAAUGUUGACAUGACUUACGUCAAAUUAGGUCCGGAAAUACUACAUAUCAGGUGCGAUGAGUGAAGAUGAUAUGUAAAGGACUUUCAUACAGCCUUACACACCUAGGCCUGUAAGGCAACCUUCUUUUGUUUUUAAACGUCAAAUUAUGGCACGUCUUGGCAUUCAACCAUAAAAACACCUGUAAGCAAAAUUCUGCCAUUAUGUUUUUUUCCUUUUUUGUUUUUCUUUUUUGUGUUUGUUAAAUAUUAUUUCAGGGUUUUCUAAAAGGGGAACGAAAAUUUGAUUAUUUUUGCGCUACGACGCAUGGUUUACGAGAUACAGCCCUAUAAAGUUUUUUUUCAGUCAUGCAGAAAUCUUUAUCUCCUAAACCGUGCGUCGUAGCGCAAAAAUAGUCAAAUUUUCGUUCCCGUUUUAAAUAACCUCAAAGUAAUAAUAAUAAAAAAAAAAAACAAAGAAGAAAAGAAAGCGUAAUGGCAUGUGCCGUAGCGCUAAAAUAAUCACAUUUUUGUUCCCCUUCAAUAUCCGACGCACUGAAUAACCUAUCACAUUAGGACAUUAAACAAUCAUCAUCAUCAUAUUUUUUUUAUUUCAUUGCAAGUUUGAGAAAAGCACUAUACAAAUCUCGGCAAGAGACGGGGUUGUCGGCCGUGUAUCCCUACAGACUAUAUCUACUUGGCCUGCAACCCUUCGUUUCCAGUACUCUAUAGUAAUGUACUAUUGCGUAGUCUUGCAGAUAUCGCAGCGAUAUGAUUUGUUUUUUUUUUGUAAGUAAUACAGCGGAAGUCGGAAUAUGUACAAAUUAUAUAUAUCGCAGCCAUUGACAUAUCUAAGGACGGGCCUUACGGCCACUAAGAAUGGUGCUAGUUCAGCGGUGUCACUCACGAAUUCUAGCCAAUCGUGCAGUCUAACGCAACUAGUUGCAACCAAUCGCGUUGUGGCGUUAGACUGCACGAUUGGCUUAUUCUUACUCCCCGUAAAGCCCGUCCUUAGGAUAUAUGUCAAUGAUCGCAGCAAUAUGGUUUUUUUUUUGCCCUUCAUAAAGUCCGUCUAAGCUUACUUGAACAGAAAGUGUAAGAGUUGUUUGUUCGUCGGAGCGCCAAUAGUUCGAGGGUGAAAUGGUCACUUUUACCCGAGUUAAACACUCUACUUUUCAUUUCGACUAUUAGGAAAGUCAAACACAAGAAAUGUAGGUCAUAUCUGGAAUUGGCGCCAUUACAUUUUGAUCGGGAAAAAAAAAACGAAAACCAUAGACAAUCCGAUCUUAAAUUGGGAUGAGUCUGAAACGGCCAUAAUGUAUACGCGCGUAAAGAAAGUAAACUGAAUGAAUGGAUGUGAUGUAAUGAUAAUAUUUUAAACAUUCAUCGUUAUUUGUAUCGAUUUAUAAACAAAUAUUUAUGUUUAUUUCAUACAUUUAAAUAUUAAGUACAGAUAGGAAUGCAAUUGACAUCUAAUUUUGAUAGUACUUGGUCUGAAAAUGAGGAAGCUAAUAUGAGAGAUUUUAACUGAAUAAUAUGGCAUAUAUGACUGCUAGCCAUUGCUCCAAGUACAAAUUAAAAAAAAUACUUUCCACCCGGCUUUCAGCCUAUGAAAGAUGGACUUUCCAAAUAGGAGAGAUAAAAAAUAAUAUGUUAACUAUAGUCUGUAUCUUUAGGUAUUUAAAAAAAGGUAAACAAACAAUUUGUACAUUUUCGGGUAGUUUUAAUAUUUAUUGGUUUACCAAGCAAAUACAAAACCGCCUGGAUCUGUCACUGAACGACCUGACUUUAAACCUACUUUAUUUGAUCAUGUAAUGUUUUCAUCUACCCUUAACUGCCUUAAGGAGCCAUUUGAGGGUAGAUUUUGUUUACCUUUUUUAAAUACCUAAAGAUACAGACUAUAGUGGUUCGCCCCGAAUUGAGAACUUGCGGUUGGCGAAAAACUAUAUUGUGUAGAUGCUCUGUAUAUAUCCAUCAUGUAUAUUGUUAUUGUAAAUAAAGGCUUUUACCUAUUGUGUAGAUUCGUAUAGUUCGUGUGGACCACGGUGAUGCGCAGAUUUGUCAAAUCUAAGCUUUAAUAUCAUGGCGAUACAAGUCAAGGCAGGCGUUAUCUUGAAUGACACGACCUAUAUAUGUACGGUCACGUCUGAAAACAUCGACACGUUCGAAGUGCCAAAAAUAUGUCUACACUACCCUAAUAAUAAUAAAUGGGCCAUAAAGUCGUGUAUAGAUAUUUUUGCCACUUCGAACGCGUCGAUGUUUUCAGACGUGACUGUACACCUAUUUAAUUUUCGACACGAUUAAAUAUAAAAUAUGGAAUAUCAAGUUGGCUGCCGUUUUUUAGAAUUCCGAUUACGAAUAUAAAUUUAUGAAUGAAUUUUGAUUUUUUUAUGAAAAUUAUACGUCAAUUUUCAUUGAGAUCGGGUAAAAAAUGACGAAAUUCAAGAUGGCGGCCAUUUUUUACAGAUUUUUCUACGAAUUCAUAAACGGCCUUUCAGAUCGUCAGCAAUUAUCAAUGUAGUCAUGAAACCAAUGGAUUCAACAAAGAAGAAAAUCAAAGUGGGCUAAUUUUGCUUAUUAUUGACCCUCUUUUUGUAUUAAGGUCACGUUUGUAUUCCGAUCGCAGCUGCAAUACUAAGGCAGUUUUCCUAAUCAGAGAGCUAUCGUUUGUUUAAAAUUUCUCAGUCGUUUUAAAUUGUUGUGUUUUUUUGCCACUGGCAUAUCGUAUAUUUCUUUAGGGCGUCCGCAACGUCGCGCGGGUGCACGGAGCGGGCGCGUGCGCGUGGGUCUAUACUCUCUAUCUUUAGGUAUUUAAAUAAAAGUAAACAAACAAUUUGUAAAUUUUAGGGUAAUUAUAACAUUUAUUGGUUAACCAACCAAAUAUAAAACCGCCUGGAUCUGUCACUGAACGACCUGACUUUAACCUGCAUUUUUUGAUCAUGUAAUGUUUUCGUCCACCCUCAACUGGCUUAAGGAGCAAAUUGAAGGUAGAUUUUGUUUACUUUUAUUUAAAUACCUAAAGAUACAGAGUAUAGUUGUAGGUAAAAUCCGCAGCUUGCGUCCGCGUCUGUUAGCGGCGCUCAUACUAUUAGUCGUUGACCCGUUCAGCCGUGCAUACGCGCGAUGUUGCGGAUGCCCGUAUAAAAUAUGUGAACAUGUUGUACAAAAACAUGUUUCAAUAUAAGCAUAAUCACAUUUUUUGAUAACAGUAUUGAAUGAUUCAUGGUUAGUUUCACUACACCUGACUCGACCGGGAUAUAAACCGUGAUUACCUUUUAUAUUGUUUUUGAUCUCCCGAUAUUUCGACGCAGUUACGUGCAUCUUGUUCACGGGUAACUGGAGACAGCCGGUGGGUGUCAAAGUUGUGUAGACCGCGCACCGUCUACCCUCAUUCGUGAGCGUCGUUUGCGUUCGCUUUCAACGUUACGGUCGCGGUUUAUAUCCCGGAUUUAACAUUUAUUGGUUAACCAACCAAAUACAAAACCGCCUGGAUCUGUAACUGAACGACCUGACUUUAAACCUACAUUAUUUGGUCAUGUAAUAUUUUUGUCUACUGAGGGUAGAUUUUGUUUACCAUUUUUCAAAUACCUAAAGAUACAGAGUAUAGUUGGGUUCCAUAUUUAAUGUAACGACACACCCUUUUUAUGUUGGUAAGUACCUAAACAUUUCAAGUUUUGAAAUUAUUAAUCAUGAAAUUAAAUUAUUCGUGUAAUCUAUUUUAACUUUUUUUAUUAGUGUUUUAGUUUUAUUUUAAUGGAAUAUUUUUUUAUCUGAUUACAGAAUAUUUUUAAUUUAAUAUAAGUAGGGAGAGUAAAAUGUAAGCAUACAUUGUACACAAUAAAUAUUAUUUAUGAGA
Cydia pomonella (codling moth) is the source of this 6099-nucleotide messenger RNA. Its product is annotated as zinc finger protein ZFP2-like. Gene Ontology annotation, cellular component: nucleus. Bases 197 to 2242 code for a protein of 681 amino acids. The record is from RefSeq and is a predicted model, not a curated record. Gene Ontology annotation, biological process: regulation of transcription by RNA polymerase II. The transcript is spliced from 12 exons. NCBI's taxonomy places the organism in Eukaryota, Metazoa, Arthropoda, Insecta, Lepidoptera, Tortricidae. Gene Ontology annotation, molecular function: DNA-binding transcription factor activity, RNA polymerase II-specific; zinc ion binding; RNA polymerase II transcription regulatory region sequence-specific DNA binding.